Thyridium curvatum is the source of this 588-nucleotide messenger RNA. RefSeq lists its product as uncharacterized. Bases 1 to 588 code for a protein of 195 amino acids. The transcript has 3 exons. NCBI's taxonomy places the organism in Eukaryota, Fungi, Ascomycota, Sordariomycetes, Thyridiales, Thyridiaceae. The record is from RefSeq and is a predicted model, not a curated record.
AUGGCAACCAAUAGCAAGGUACCCCUCAACCUGGUUCUGGGAACCAACAAUAUCGGAGACAGCUCCAAGGACCCUGUGGCGACUAUCGACAGCUCGGAGCAGGCCAAAGCAUUCCUCGAGACCUUUGCCCAACGCGGGUACUCCGAGGUCGACACCGCACGCUGCAGCAAGGUCAUGGCGGCGCCGCACACCAAGGACAACAUCCUCAAGGGCAUCGAUGCCUUGCUCGAGGACCUCAAGAUCAAGCAGAUCGACAUCAAGUACCUGCACAUGCCCGACCGCGCCACGCCCUUUGACCAGCUGUGCGAGGCUAUGGACCACUCCAUCCGGGAGACUAAGAUCCGGCGCUGGGGUUUGUGCAACUACGCUGCGGACGAGGUUGCCCAGAUCGUCAGGAUCUGCGAGGAGAGGGGCUUCGUCAAACCCAGCGUGUACCAGGGCCCCUACAAUGCGGCCGUGCGGGGCGCCGAGAAGGAUCUCUUCAAGGUGCUGCGCGACAACGACAUGUCGUUUUACGCCUACAGUCCUGCUGCGGGUGGCUUGUUCGCCGGCAACCACAAGGGCGGCAGGAAGGGCGGCAAGUUUUGA